Molecule: messenger RNA, 273 nt
Organism: Plenodomus lingam JN3
Lineage: Eukaryota; Fungi; Ascomycota; Dothideomycetes; Pleosporales; Leptosphaeriaceae
Source: RefSeq, a predicted model, not a curated record
AUGCAAAUAAGCCACCGCCUACCAAGCGGUCUGCAUCCAACCCUCCUUCUCCACUUCCCCAUAUCCUCCUUUUUCCGCUUUCAAGACUUUCAAGCACGGUUAUGCCUGCUCUUCAUUGCCACACUAUCUGAAGUCGAUACCUCGGGGCCUCGUUUUCCUCAUUACGAUGAGGACGCUAAAACACGGUGCAACCAGCGCGCUUUCUUCAGCUCAAUAGGCGCCAGUCCUCACAUAAUGAUGGAUACUUUUUCUCUUUUCAAGAUCCCAUUAUGA